CCGUAAAUUAUGUGAGAAUCAAAGCACUGGAAGAUAGUAUAAGGAAGGACAUAAUUAGCGAUACAAAUUCAAUGCACAAAGCCAUCACUCCUGUACUUAUUUUAGCGCAAAUGUUCGCUAUUUUACCAGUUCAAGGCAUUAGAGGACAAAACACUAGUUAUUUAGUUUUCAAUUGGUUAACCUGGUCAGUUAUGUAUAGCUUUAUUGUAAUUGGGAUGUCUAUCUUGAUGGUUUCGUUUAUAAUAUUCAACUUGUAUAAUAAUGGACUGACAUACGACAUUACUGGUGAUAUAGUAUAUUUUGGAGGUUCACUAGCCGUUUAUAUAGUUUUUAUCCAUUUGGCAAGGGAAUGGCCAAAAGUUAUGGAAAGAUGGGAACUAAUGGAACGUGAAAUGAAACAAUAUGGAUACCCACUUAAUUUGGCUUUUAAGUUUAAAAUUUUAACAAGCAUCAUAAUUUUACUCUCAUCGAUUGAACACUUUGCUAGUAUUUUAACGGGAGUAUUAAGAGUUAUACCUUGCUCAUCGGAUGGACUAGAUAUUUUUCGAGCUUACUUAUUGACAUCGUUUAAAACGGUCUUUACGUCUAUAAACUACUCGCUCUUAGUAGCUAUACCGUUGAUGUUUUUUGAUUGUCUAUUUUCUUUUGUUUGGAAUUUUAUGGAUUUAUUCAUAAUUAUACUAGCUUGUGCUUUAACCAACAGAUUCAAGCAACUAAAUCAAAAAUUGGACAGUGUCAGGGGAAAAGUACUUCCAAGUAUAUAUUGGCGAAAAUCUAGAGAAACAUAUAAUAUUUUAGCGUCAUUAACUCACGACUUUGAUGAAUUUCUAUCACCAGUGAUAUUAUUAUCAUUCGGUCAUAAUUUGUACUUUAUUUGCUUACAACUUCUUAAUAGUUUGAAGCCUAUGCACAGUUCUUGGGAAGCUCUAUGUUUUGCAUUUUUAUUUACAUAUCUAGUUGGUAGAACAUGCGCAGUAUCUUUGUACGUCGCAUCUAUUAAUGAUCAAAGCAAAAAACCAAAAGGCGUCUUAUUCUCUGUGCCAGCAGAGUGUUAUGGAGUCGAGGUAGAAAGAUUUUUAACACAAGUAUCUGCUGACGAAUUAUCAUUUACUGGUUGUAAUUUUUUUUCUGUCACUAGGACGUUUAUGCUAACGGUAGCUGGAACUAUAGUCACGUACGAGAUUGUAUUAAUACAAUUUAACAAUGUGGCUAGCGGAGUCGCUGAUCAAAAUAAUACUUUUAUUAAUAUUUGUCCGUAGUUAUUAAAUGAUGCAUAGAUUGGCUGGAAAAUGAAACGAAGUUAAUUAACUCUUUAGUGAUUAAGGACUAAAAUGGAAAAUUAUAAUAUGUAUAGGAACCAAUAAUUUGUUUGAUACGAUUAAAUGUAUUUUAAAGUAUUUGUAAACAUCAGGCAUAUUUCCUUAAUUUCAUAAUUAAAGAAGUCAUAUAUUUCGUAACAUAAAUAAUCACAAAAAUAUAACUGUCAGAUAAAAAUAAAAAUAUUUACCUUUGUUAGUAGGCAAUUCGUAAUAUGCAAAUACUAAUAAAUCUUAGCAGAAAAGAGCAUUGUGAAUUUAGAUAUUUUAAUGAUGGAAAGUUCUUCAAACAAAUGAGUGCGUUGUGAAUAAUGUCAUAAUACUUACUGUAUUUUUUUUUUAGUAUGAAUA
Molecule: messenger RNA, 1667 nt
Organism: Rhopalosiphum maidis (corn leaf aphid)
Lineage: Eukaryota; Metazoa; Arthropoda; Insecta; Hemiptera; Aphididae
Product: gustatory receptor for sugar taste 64f-like
Exons: 8
Coding region: 72-1259 (395 amino acids)
Biological process (GO): detection of chemical stimulus involved in sensory perception of taste; sensory perception of chemical stimulus
Cellular component (GO): membrane
Molecular function (GO): taste receptor activity
Source: RefSeq, a predicted model, not a curated record